Molecule: messenger RNA, 1866 nt
Organism: Aspergillus welwitschiae
Lineage: Eukaryota; Fungi; Ascomycota; Eurotiomycetes; Eurotiales; Aspergillaceae
Exons: 4
Coding region: 1-1866 (621 amino acids)
Source: RefSeq, a predicted model, not a curated record
AUGCAUCACAUCAGGCGUAGAGCAGGCGAGGCCAUAACACAUGUCCGACAGUUCAGUUCCAAAGUCAAGAAUGAACAACCCGAGGAGCCGUGGGUGAAAAGCCUUGAUGAGCAUGUAAAGUGGGAGGUUAAGGAGGAGAGUGAGGGAGGGAGGCUGUUCAGUGAAUCCACUGACCAGACAAUACGCUUAUAUCGGGAUGGGUCACUGUCCAAAUCCGCUUUACCCUCUUCGUCCAUCGCAUUUGCUGAAUCUGACGAACUCAAACUCAUAACAAAGGAGCUCGAAGGGACGUGGAAGAAGGCAAUCGAAGAUCUUAUCAAGAAGCGGGGGGAUGAUAGUAACAACCUCGCUGAACUCAUCAACGAUCCCACUCCAGAAAGACUUGAGGCGAUUGUGCGCACAGCACAAAAUGAAAUGGAGGCAAAGACGCAUACAAAAGGGGGUAGGGUGAAAGGAUGGUUCAGUAAAGUGGCCGGACGAAUUGACAACCAUAAGUACCUCCUUGAUAUGCUUCCUUCCGGCGAUAAGUACACCUCAGUCUUGAUCGGGGGCUUAACUGCCUGUUUUAAGGCUACACUGGAGCACGCAGCAAUUGCAGAGUUAAUCUCCGACUGCCUUGAAAAGCUCUCUGACAAGACCUACAAGCUAGUUAGAGCUAUCCGAAAGUCGAAUCGGAACGAGUACAUUAGAACCCAUAUUGUGAAGUUCUAUAAGACGUUAUUUGGGCUCUUGAUUUCGAUACUCGAGCACUGGUUUCUCUCACGAACUCAGCGCUGCAAGAAUAGUUUCGGGAGCAGUUUCCAGAAUCAGCUCCAAUGCUCGAUGAACGAUCUUGACUAUCAUGUGAAGGAACUGAGUGACGAGAAUACCACCAUAAUGAUAGAAGAAGCGCAUCAUAUGUUGGGUCGUUUGGCUCAGGCAUUUCUCGCUGGCGGGUAUAGUGAUUCAUGGCCGACUGUCACCAACGCCAGUAAUCAAUAUAGGAAGUCUGGUCAAAUUCCUGCCGCUUCACAUGCCAUUCUUGGUCUGCCUCAUAUUUCUGAAUCUAAUUCAGCAGCAAGCGUGGCAUCAGACAUACAGGAUGAACAAAACGACCAAUACUGGACCACUCAGACCAUCUUGGAAGGUACAGCGUGGAUGAAAGAAUAUGUCUGUUUCAAGAGAGAGGAGAGCCUGCUUGAGGAAAGCCGCUACGGAUCCACAAACCCCCAGGUAUACUCUCGUCUAGUGCAAUGGACUCAAUCGGUGUCAUCUCAGGUGCUAUGGCUUGAAGGCCCGGCAACAAUGGGUGACACGACCCCAAACACACUAAUCUCAGCGCGCAUCGUCGAAACAUUCGGAAGGCUUCACGUUCCUAUCGUUUCGUUUUUCUGUCACUACGACCCCGAACACUACAGGACAUUCUCCCGUCCAGAAGAGCUCUUGAAGAUGGUGUACUCUUUGACAUCUCAAAUGUUAGCUUUUAUCCCAAAAGACCUAUCCUCUGUCUGGGAUUCUGAAGAUUUGCCGGAUCUCUCGCCCGCUCGAAUUCGCCGCCUUACUACGGAUCCUAACUCGCUGCCCGACGCAAUUGGUUUCUUGAAGGAUAUAAUUCUCUUGGGACCACCGGUCUUAGCCUGCUGUGUUGACGGACUCCAACUCUUAGAUUGUCCGGAACAGUCCCGUUGGUACCAAGAUUGUUUGAAGUCCUUCAUUGAAGUUAUAGGAACGACGAAACCCCCUCAGCCGCGCAUAAUGAAGGUAUGGCUCUCCACUGACGGAUACAGCCAGGCCCUCCAGGCUGCCGUUAACGCCGGCUGGAUUGAAGCCGAUAUUACAAACAGCGAGGACGACACAGAGCCUCUCGAGAUAGAGCAAUGGAUGUAG